UUCCAUCACUCAUCCCACGACUUCGCCUCCCGCCUGUUCCCCGUCAGGCCAUUCGGCCUUCGCCGCCCAUCUUGUCUCCUCCCUUGUCACUGCUGUGACCACCAACGUAGUUCACAGAUGUCGCCCCACUACACGUGACCACCAAUCAACACUAUAGCGCCGCCGCUGGAUGCUUCUCCCCACGGCCUACACAUGCAACCGUUUAUGCCUUUCCUCAUCGCACAUGUUCAUGGGUUCGUCCUCGAAAUAUCAGAGGAAACAGUUACCAUCCGUGUAAUGGAUGAUCAUCAGUGGUCGUUGGGUUGACAUCCUGAAGGGGAUCCUAUGUUUGAUCAAACGGUCAUGGGACUUUCACGAAUCGUUUAUGCAACGCAUGGAGACAGACGACAAUGACGAUAAAGAGCAGGGUACUGGUGGUUGGCGGAACCGGGUACCUGGGGAAGAGGCUGGUGAGGGCAAGCUUGGCCCAGGGGCACGAGACCUACAUCCUUCACAGGCCUGAGAUUGGUGUGGACAUUGAGAAAGUUCAGUUGCUGUUGGAGUUAAAGCAACAGGGGGCUCAGCUAGUGACUGGUUCUUUCGAAGACCAUAGGAGCCUCGUGGAGGCUGUCAAGCUGGUGGAUGUCGUCAUCUGUGCGAUCUCCGGCGUGCACAUUAGGAGCCACCACAUCCUACUCCAGCUUAAGCUCGUGGAUGCUAUUAAGGAAGCUGGUAACGUCAAGAGAUUCCUGCCCUCUGAGUUCGGGACGGACCCCGCGAGGAUGGAGAAUGCGAUGGAACCAGGCAGAGUGACGUUCGACGACAAAAUGGUCGUCAGGAAAGCAAUAGAGGAAGCACGGAUUCCUCACACUUACGUGUCUGCGAACUGCUUCGCUGGUUACUUCCUCGGGGGCCUGUGCCAGCCCGGCCACAUCCUUCCCUCCAGGGACUCCGUCAUGUUACUGGGCGAUGGUAACCAGAAAGCAAUUUAUGUUGAUGAGGAUGAUAUAGCAAUGUAUACGAUCAGGAGCAUAGAUGACCCUCGGACUCUCAACAAGACCGUGUACAUUCGUCCACCUCAGAAUAUCCUCUCACAAGGAGAAGUUGUCAAGAUUUGGGAAAAACUAAUCGGGAAAGAGCUCAAGAAGUCCUCCAUUUCUGCGGAAGACUUUCUUGCUCUCAUGAAAGGGCAAGAUUAUGCAGAGCAAGUGGGUCUGGUGCACUACUACCAUGUUUGCUAUGAGGGUUGCCUGGCAAAUUUCGAGAUUGGAGAAGGCGGAGUAGAAGCCUGCGAGCUAUAUCCCGACGUCAACUAUACUACGGUGGAGCAAUACAUGAAGCGCUACAUAUAUUUCUAUUUAUGAUCAAUGCACCAAGCAGCCAAUGUGAUCAUUAUCAAGCUCUCGUUUUGUUUGACGUUCCAAGAAAUAACGUGCAAAUAUUUAUUGUUGGGGUACGGUGUGCGGGGUUUAAUUAACCUACUGUAAAGAUCAGUUAUGUUUUACGUUCCAAGAAAUAGCGUGCAAAUAUUUAUUGUUGGGGUACGGUGUGCGGGGUUUAAUUAACCUACUGUAAAGAUCAGUUACAUAUAUAUUAUAUAUACAAAGUUCAACAUUA
Molecule: messenger RNA, 1596 nt
Organism: Punica granatum (pomegranate)
Lineage: Eukaryota; Viridiplantae; Streptophyta; Magnoliopsida; Myrtales; Lythraceae
Source: RefSeq, a predicted model, not a curated record